Ruditapes philippinarum (Manila clam) is the source of this 1766-nucleotide messenger RNA. RefSeq lists its product as uncharacterized. The record is from RefSeq and is a predicted model, not a curated record. NCBI's taxonomy places the organism in Eukaryota, Metazoa, Mollusca, Bivalvia, Venerida, Veneridae. The transcript is spliced from 2 exons. Bases 98 to 1027 code for a protein of 309 amino acids.
UUUUUAGAUCACUCGCACGUAGUGCACAAACAUUUUACUACCACUUAAAGAUAAAACAGACUAACACGUUUACAUUUCACCUGGACCAGUUUAUUGAAUGAUGGGUGCAAUUAGUCGGAUAAGUUUAAGGAUCUUUUGUAUCGUGCUGAUUAUCAAGGGAUAUGAGACUACGAAAACUGAGUUCCAAACCAGAGCGGAAAAUACAAUACAGGUCGUUGAAAAAAAUCUUCAUGUAGAGCAAUGCAUCCAAAGCGCAAAAGAAAAAGCUAAUAGUGUAAAUGAGAAAUAUGGCGACCGACACUUUGCAGCUCUUUGGAUCAGCAUGUAUUCCCGGAUCUGCAAUAUAGAUGAAAACCUUCUUAAGCAAGACAAGACCCAAAAUGCGUUCCCAUUCCGACUGAACAAAGAAAUAAGGUGCCUCAAAAACACCAAAAGAGACCCAAUCAUCAGAGAAACAUUUGUUAAAGUACGAAACAUCAUUAAUGAGGCUCUUGAUGUUUUUCCCAAGGAAAGGCAUAUACAGUUGUACAGAGGGAUGACUGCAUGGAACUUCCAUAAUAAAAAAUAUUUUGUAGAGGAAGGUUUCUUUAGUACGUCUUCUGAUGCAACUCCAGCUUUUAGAUUUGCAAAUGGUAAAUAUUUUCUAAUCGUUCAAGACAUGGACGGCUUUAAGAUAGACAAUUAUGUGGAUGAAAGAUUUAAGUAUCAAAAAGAAGUUCUUGGGAAAACUGGGAAAAUGUUUGAAAUAAACCGCAAGGUGACUGACGACGCUCAAAUCAAAGCAAUACUGUCAGAACUUUCAAUCAAUUUUGACAGGGUUUCUGGUGUUGACUACCCAGACACGAUUAUUUACAUCCGUGAAGUGUCAGUACCAAGUCAGCUUCAGGCUGUCAUUAACCAGCAAUGGUCAUCCAUGGAAAGAUAUUGCUCCGUAGAUGAUGUGUCAAGGGCAAGUUCAGCUGUUAAACGAGCGAUAAUCAUACAAUUAUUUCUUGUUAUGUUGAGUAUUUUCUGUAACCUUCGUUAAAUACCCUUAUGCAAAUAAUCUUUGAACCCGUGUGUGUGCGUGUUGGUGUGUGCGUGCGUGUGCCUGUGCCUGUGUACGUACGUACGAUUUUCAAUGUAAGGAUUGGAGUUAUUUUGAGAAUACCUACCUGAAAAGAAUGUUGUCGACAGCUUUACACUUUGAUGAUAAUAUUCCCAGCUGUGGAAGUUAUGAAAAGAAUAGAAGAAUAGUGCCGCUAUUCUAAGUACCCGGAUGCCAGCAUUAGAGUUGAUUUCGGCGUCGGCAUAAGGGUUGGAGUAACACUUCGGUGCAACUUCUUGUAUAACAUCAUAUCUCAUUGUCUUUCAAACAUUUUCAUUUGCAUUUGUUAUAAAUGUACGUAAAAUAUGCCUGAUGAAUAUGCUCUGUAUUUUAACAUUUGUGCCGUAACAGUCUUCCAAACAGUAAUAUUUCAAUGUUCCCUUCCAUGUUACAUGUACUUCUAAUACAGAUGUGUGAUUUGUUCCAUACCUUGAUAUUACUUCUUAUACACUUGCGUGAUUUGUUUACAUACCUUGUUAUUACUUUUACUUGCGUAAUUUGUUCCUUAGCUUGUUAUUACUUCUAAAACACUUGCGUGAUUUGUUCCCUACCUUGUUAUUACUUUUAAUACACUUGCGUGAUUUGUUCCCUACCUUGUUAUUACUUUUAAUACACUUGCGUGAUUUGUUCCCUACCUUGUUAUUACUUUUAAUACACUUGCGUGAUUUGUUCCCUACCU